This is a messenger RNA of Hypanus sabinus (Atlantic stingray), 1807 nucleotides long. RefSeq names its product copper metabolism (Murr1) domain containing 1 (gene commd1). Gene Ontology annotation, biological process: copper ion homeostasis; positive regulation of protein ubiquitination; regulation of proteasomal ubiquitin-dependent protein catabolic process. The transcript has 3 exons. The record is from RefSeq and is a predicted model, not a curated record. Lineage: Eukaryota; Metazoa; Chordata; Chondrichthyes; Myliobatiformes; Dasyatidae. The coding region runs from base 360 to 731 and encodes 123 amino acids. Gene Ontology annotation, cellular component: endosome.
CAGCGAACAGCAGUCUCCUUUACAUCAGCUUUCUCUAAUCCGAGAAAUGUGAUUGCUGACAUGUCGUUUGAUGUAGUAAUGCAUUGUGUAAUGCAUUUGCUGUACAGCUUUACUGAUGUAGUUUGAUUGGUGUACGUUAAUUGAAUCCUCCAAGACCAGUCGUUACCACCGAGACAGUAACGUCUUUCAGGAGAUGUGUUCCAACACCAGUGUCCCAAUCUUUCAGCGCCCUCUGCAAUCAGUUCAUUCAAGAAUACCUCUAUGUAUCUACUAAUAAUUAAAGCAAGAGACUUCAUAUGCCGGAAAUCUAAAAGAAGGAAACUACUGGAAGCGGCCGGCAGUCAAUAACGUCUGCUGACAUGGAAUUCAACCAACUGGAAGCCUUCUUAACAGCACAGACCAAGAAACAAAAGGGAAUUACACUGGACCAGGCAGCAGUUUUAACCAAAUUCUGGAAAAGUCAUAAAGCUAAAAUUCGUGAAUGUCUUAUUAAUCAGAACAAGUGGGAAAACUCUUUGAGAAAUUUCAGUUGGAGAGUUGACUUGAAGACUCAGUCUGAACACUUGGAUCAGAUUAACACACCAGUUGCUCUUGUGGAGUUGGAACUUGGAAAAGAUGAUCGGGAAUCAGAAUUUCUCUGCUUGGAGUUAAAUGAGAACAAAGUGAAUCAACUGCUGAAAAAAAUAACUGAAAUUGAAGAGAGCAUCACUGCCCUGAGCCGCACCAACUGAUGCUGCUGGAGAUUAUGAAACAGAACAGAUGGUAGUGUCAAUAAACAAUUGGAACACUAACUGUCCCAUUGAUUUGUGUAAUAUAUGCAUUCCCUGCUUUGAUUGUAGAGUGAAAAUUUGAGUUUACUUUACAAGCCUUUGAUCUUACAGCCACUUUCAAAACUAAGGAUGCCUCUAAUUAACUCCUCACCAUCUGUUUCUUUUUCAAUAGCUAAACGGUGUUCAGGAAAUGGUUUUCAAUUUGAUUCUUCUUCCCAACACUUCUCAAAGCUCAUAGAAUUGAUUUUUUAAAUUUAGAAUCCAAAUUUGCACUUUCAUUUUGAAAUUGAAUUUUUCUUUUCUUUAGUUCUUGGAAAUAAUCUAAAAUUAUCAUUAGUUAUCCUCAACAUUUCUUGUCAACUUAUUAAUAAGAAUUGAAUAUUCUCAUUCAGAACAUUUCAAAGUGUCUGUUGACAAUUAUAUGGGCAUAGAAGAGACUGAAUUAGUGUAUCAUGGACCAUGUAAAUAUCAGUUGGCUUUGCAUCGAGCCCAAGAUAUGGCCCACCAAAGGAUGACUGAUGUUGAACCAAGUCCCAAAAAUAAUCGCUCGCUCUUGUAUCUCAUGUCAAAAAUGUGCAAGACUUGUGAAAUCAUCACUUAGAGAUAACAAAGAGCACUUGAUACUGUUGAAAGAAAAACAAUAUGUAUCAUGUAUUAGAGACAUAAUGAAAAAAUAUUUUGUCAUGUAAUGUGUAAUUCUCAUUGUUUUCCUUUAAUAGCCUGUAUUCAUAUGAUUCAGUUAUUCUGCCACUCAUGAGUAAAUACAUAACAAAGUUAAUCAUUGUAUUCCUUAUCAUAAGUCCACUGAAGUAACUUUCAUAACUAAAAUAGUAAUCUAUAAUGCUAUGAUGUUAAACUUUGUCUUAUUAUGCUAUAUUAUUAAGUAUAUUUGGAGAUUGCAUUUUGAGUCAGGAAUUGAAUGGAAAUAAUAAAACUUUACAGUUCCUUUUCUACUUGAUUGUAUAUAACCAUCAGUUCUUUGGAAUUCUUUGCAAUCAAGAUCCUUCAGAAAGCAAUAAACAAUAAUUAACACAUAA